ACAUUUCACUAUUAGUUCUUUACUCCACCGAUUUGUCCAAUUGGCUUAUCGCUCUCAAAUUCCCAAUGCAGUUUCAGUUGCAGCAGCUGCAGCUUCAUGGAGGCCGAAUUUCGAAACCUCCAACACUAAGCAACAACCAAAUGCCUUUAACUUCCAUUUCUCUUCAAUCCAGCUUCACCUUAACCUCACUCAGAUUUCCCUCUCCAUUCUUCCAUUCCCUUCCCCAAUUUACCCAUGUUCUUCCUCUCCACUCGCGUUCCUUUUGUAUGAAACCCAUCGCGACCUGCAAGAUGAACGAUGCAGAUUUGAUAUCACAGUUGGAGCUUGGAAAACCACUGCAGAAUCGGAAAACGGAGAAGCGUGUUAAUGGUAUAUUCUGGAUUAUUCUUCUCAACAUUGGAAUAUAUGUGGCUGAUCACAUUUUUCAGGUUCGUAAUAUAGGAGCUUUGUACCUGUAUCACAAUCGUCCUGCUUGGUAUCAAUUUUUUACAGCAACAUUUUGUCACGCUAAUUGGAACCAUCUCUCUAGCAAUCUUUUUUUCUUGUAUAUAUUUGGGAAACUUGUUGAAGAAGAGGAAGGAAACUUUGCUUUGUGGCUUUCCUAUAUUCUUACUGGUGUAGGUGCAAACGUUGUCUCAUGGCUAAUUUUACCAAGAAAUGCUGUUUCAGUUGGAGCUUCUGGUGCUGUUUUUGGUUUGUUUACCAUAAGUGUUCUUGUAAAGAUGUCAUGGGAUUGGAGGAAGAUACUUGAAGUCCUUAUACUUGGUCAAUUCGUUAUAGAGAAGGUCAUGGAAGCAGCUCAAGCGUCGACCGCAUUGUCGGGAAGCUUCCGUGGAGGACAUCCAUUGCAGAAUGUGAACCAUGUUGCACAUCUCUCCGGGGCGCUGGUUGGUGUCCUUCUGGUAUGGCUUCUUAGUAGAAUUCCUUCUCAAUCUCUUGAUCAAGAUGCAUCAGCUUUGCAUAGGAAAGGAAGAUGAUUCCAAUAGGCCAUUCCACUUUGAAAUUGAAAUGUAUUUCAGUUGUAUAAUAUGUGUUCUUUGUUUGUAUCUUCUCUAAAAAUUUUCUGCUACAGUUUUGAUUAUAGGCUGUGAAUGUGAAUCAUUACAAUUUCUCUUAAA
Messenger RNA from Cucumis melo (muskmelon), 1118 nucleotides. RefSeq names its product rhomboid-like protein 11, chloroplastic. Gene Ontology annotation, cellular component: membrane. Gene Ontology annotation, molecular function: serine-type endopeptidase activity. The coding region runs from base 66 to 977 and encodes 303 amino acids. The record is from RefSeq and is a predicted model, not a curated record. The transcript is spliced from 7 exons. Lineage: Eukaryota; Viridiplantae; Streptophyta; Magnoliopsida; Cucurbitales; Cucurbitaceae.